Molecule: messenger RNA, 4648 nt
Organism: Tupaia belangeri chinensis (Chinese tree shrew)
Lineage: Eukaryota; Metazoa; Chordata; Mammalia; Scandentia; Tupaiidae
Gene: ABCC10
Product: ATP binding cassette subfamily C member 10
Exons: 23
Coding region: 114-4592 (1492 amino acids)
Biological process (GO): transmembrane transport
Cellular component (GO): membrane
Molecular function (GO): ABC-type transporter activity; ATP binding; ATP hydrolysis activity
Source: RefSeq, a predicted model, not a curated record
GGGCGCUGGUGAAGUCUCUCCCGGCACCCACAGCCCGGCGCACAUUCCUCUGCUUCCACCAGCGAUCAAGAUACUGAAAUCUGGAAAAAGCAACUUUUUCAGGUGACGCGUCCAUGGAGCGGCUCUUGGCCCAGUUGUGCGGCACCAGCGCAGCGCGGCCGCUCCCGCUGUGGCAGGGGAACACCCCGGGCCAUUGCUUUACCCAGCUAGUGCUCGGCGCCCUGCCCCACACGCUCCUCGCCGUGCUCAGCGCCUGCUACUGGGGCACCCCGAGGAGUCCGGAUUAUAUCCUACCCUGCAGUCCUGGCUGGCGCCUCCGACUUGCAGCAUCCUUCCUGCUUUCCAUCUUCCCGCUGCUAGACCUCCUUCCAGUUGCUUUGCCACCUGGGGCAGGCCCAGGGCCCGUAGGGCUAGAGGUGUUGGCAGGGUGUGUGGCAGCUGUGGCCUGGCUCAGCCACAGCCUGGCCCUCCUGGCCCUGUGGGCAUUGGCUCAUUCUCCUCAUGGCCGCUCCCGGGGGCCGCUGGCUUUAGUUCUGGCAGCCUUCCUGCCAGCCCCAGCCCUCGUGCUGACACUGUUGUGGCAUUGCCAACAAGGCACACUUCUGCCCCCACUCCUUCCAGGACCCCUGGCCCGUCUGUGCCUUCUCAUCCUGCAGUUGGCUGCACUGUUGGCCUAUGGACUGGGCUGGGCAGCCCCUGGAGGGCCACAAGAACCCUUGGUUCAUGAUCCCCUCCUGUCUGAGGGGCAGGAAGCUGAGGUAGCUGAAGAUGGAGAGAGUUGGUUGUCACGUUUUUCUUAUGCCUGGCUGGCACCCUUGUUGGCUCGUGGGGCCCGUGGAGAGCUCCGGCAGCCCCAGGACACUUGCCACCUCCCUCACAGGCUGCGUUCAGCCUACCUGGCCCGUGCCUUCCAGGCACACUGGCAGGAAGGGGCCCAGUUGUGGAAGGCCCUGUAUGGAGCCUUUGGGCAGCGCUACCUGGCACUUGGACUGCUGAAGCUAGUAGGGACCAUGCUGGCAUUCUCAGGGCCCUUGCUGCUUUCCCUGCUGGUGAGCUUUCUGGAGGAGGGGCAGGAACCACUAAGCCAUGGCCUACUCUAUGCCCUGGGACUAGCCAGUGGGGCUGUGCUGGGCGCUGUGCUGCAGAAUCAGUAUGGGUAUGAGACACGCAAGGUGACACUGCAGGCCCGGGGAGCCGUGCUGAGUAUCCUGUACCACAAGGCUUUAUACCUGGGGCCUAGCCGCCCUCCUGCCGGGGAAGCCCUAAACCUGCUAGGCACCGACUCUGAGCGGCUGCUUAACUUUGCCGGAAGCUUCCAUGAGGCAUGGGGCCUGCCCCUGCAAUUGGCCAUCACCCUUUACCUGCUGUACCGCCAGGUUGGCGUGGCUUUCGUGGGUGGUCUGAUCUUGGCACUGCUCUUGGUACCUGUCAACAAAGUGAUCGCCACCCGCAUCAUGGCCAGCAACCAGGAGAUGCUGCAGCACAAGGACUCACGGGUUAAGCUCAUGACCGAGCUGCUGAGUGGUGUUCGAGUCAUCAAGUUCUGCGGGUGGGAACAGUCACUGGGGGCUCGAGUAGAGGCCUACCGGGCUCGAGAGCUGGGACGACUUCAGGUCAUCAAAUACCUGGACGCGGUCUGCGUGUACCUGUGGGCUGCCCUGCCGGUUGUCAUCUCCAUCGUCAUCUUCAUCACCUACGUCCUUAUGGGACACCAGCUCACAGCCACCAAGGUGUUCACGGCCCUGGCUCUGGUACGCAUGCUCAUUCUCCCCCUCAACAACUUCCCUUGGGUGAUCAAUGGCCUUCUGGAGUCCAAAGUGUCCCUUGACCGGAUCCAGCGUUUCCUUGACCUUCCAAACCACAACCCCCAGGCCUACUACAGUCCAGAUCCCCCCAUAGAGCCAUCCACCAUAUUGGAGCUGCAUGGAGCCCUGUUUUCCUGGGAUCCAGUCGGAACCAGUCAGGAGACCUUCAUCAGUCACCUCGAAGUGAAAAAGGGUAUGCUGGUGGGCAUCGUGGGGAAGGUGGGCUGUGGCAAGAGCUCACUGUUGGCCGCCAUUGCUGGGGAGCUCCACAGGUUGCGUGGGCGGGUGGCAGUGUGGGGGCUGUCCAAGGGCUUUGGCCUGGCCACCCAGGAGCCCUGGAUCCAGUUCGCUACCAUCCGAGACAACAUCCUCUUUGGAAAGACAUUUGAUGCCCAGCUGUACAAGGAGGUGCUGGAGGCCUGCGCCCUCAAUGACGACCUCAGUAUCUUACCAGCUGGAGAUGAGACAGAGGUGGGGGAGAAGGGCGUGGCCCUCAGCGGAGGACAGCGGGCCCGGAUUGCCCUUGCUCGUGCUGUCUACCAGGAAAAGGAACUCUAUCUCCUUGAUGACCCCCUGGCUGCUGUGGAUGCAGACGUGGCCAACCACCUGCUGCACAGGUGCAUCCUGGGAGUGCUGAACCACACCACACGGCUGCUCUGCACCCACCGCACCGAGUACCUGGAGAGGGCUGACCUGGUGCUGCUGAUGGAGGCCGGGCGCCUCAUCCAGGCUGGGCCCCCCUCUGAGAUUCUGCCAUUGGUACAAGCUGUCCCCAAAGCCUGGGCUGAGGAAGGACAGGAGUCUGACUCAGUUACAACACAGUCGGUACAGAACCCAGAGGAAAAAGAGGGGCCGGAGGUGGAGGAGAGCACAUCUGGCCGCCUGCUGCAGGAAGAGAGCAAGAAGGAGGGUGCCGUGGCCUUGCACGUGUACCAGGCCUACGGGAGGGCCAUGGGCCGGGGCCUGGCCCUGGCCAUCCUCUUCUCUCUGCUCCUCAUGCAAGCCACACGCAAUGCUGCCGACUGGUGGCUCUCCCACUGGAUCUCUCAGCUGAAGGCUGCCAAGAAUAGCUCCCAGGAGGCACCAGCCUCUGCCAGCCUGGGUGCCACAGGACUCUUCUCCCCGCAGCUGCUCCUUUUCUCCCCUGGAAGCCUCUACACCCCAGUGUUCUCACUGCCUGAAGCUGCCCCCAAUGGCUCCUCAGACAUCCGUUUCUACCUCACCGUGUACGCAACCAUUGCUGGGGUCAACUCCCUCUGCACCCUCCUCCGGGCAGUGCUCUUUGCAGCAGGCACCCUCCAAGCAGCGGCCACCCUGCAUCGACGCCUACUGCACCGAGUUCUCAUGGCACCAGUGACUUUCUUCGACACCACACCCUCGGGCCGGAUCCUGAACCGUUUCUCCUCCGAUGUGAGCUGUGCAGAUGACAGCCUGCCCUUCAUCCUCAACAUCUUCCUGGCCAACGCAGCAGGCCUGCUGGGCCUUCUGGUUGUGCUGGGCUCCGGCCUGCCCUGGCUGCUGCUGCUGCUGCCGCCUUUGAGCAUCAUCUACUACCGGGUGCAGCGCCACUACAGGGCCUCCUCUCGGGAGCUGAAGCGCUUGGGCAGCCUCACGCUGUCUCCACUGUACACCCACCUGGCCGACACCUUGGCCGGCCUCCCUGUGCUUCGUGCUGCCGGGGCCACCGACAGGUUUGAGGAGGAGAACCAGCGUCUCCUGGAGCUAAACCAGAGGUGCCAGUUUGCUGCCAGUGCCACGAUGCAGUGGCUGGACAUUCGGCUGCAGCUCAUGGGGGCAGCAGUGGUCAGCGCCAUCGCAGGCAUCGCCCUGGUGCAGCACCAGCAGGGCCUUGCUAACCCAGGGCUGGUGGGCCUGUCGCUGUCUUACGCCCUGUCCUUAACGGGCCUGCUCUCAGGCCUGGUGAGCAGCUUCACGCAGACAGAAGCCAUGCUGGUGAGCGUGGAACGGCUAGAGGAGUACUCCUGUGACCUGCCCCAGGAGCCUCGGGGCCAGCCGCUGCAGCUGGGCACCGGCUGGCUGACCCAGGGGAGCGUGGAGUUCCAGGACGUGGUGCUGGUGUACCGGCCCGGACUGCCGAAUGCCCUGGACAGGGUGACCUUCCGCGUGCAGCCUGGAGAGAAGCUGGGCAUCGUGGGCCGCACGGGCUCCGGCAAGUCUUCCCUGUUGUUGGUGCUCUUCCGGCUGCUGGAGCCCAGUUCAGGGCGAGUGCUGCUGGAUGGUGUGGACACCAGUCAGCUGGAGCUGGCCGACCUCAGAUCCCAGCUGGCCAUCAUCCCCCAGGAGCCCUUUCUGUUCAGUGGGAGUGUUCGGGAAAACCUGGACCCCCGGGGCCUGCAUGAAGACAAGGCUCUGUGGCAGGUCCUCGAGCAGUGCCACCUGAGCGAGGUGGUUGUAUCCAUGGGUGGUCUGGAGGCCAAGCUGGGUACAGGGGGCCGGAGUCUGUCCCUGGGGCAGAGGCAGCUGCUGUGUCUGGCCAGGGCUCUCCUCACAGAUGCCAAGGUCCUGUGUAUCGAUGAGGCCACAGCAAGCGUGGACCAGAAGACAGACCAGCUGCUCCAGGAGACCAUCUGCAGACGCUUCGCCAACAAGACAGUGCUGACCAUUGCCCACAGGCUCAACACGAUCCUGAACUCCGACCGGGUACUGGUGCUGCAAGCAGGGAGGGUCAUGGAGCUGGACUCCCCUGCCACCCUGCGUAACCAACCCCACUCGCUGUUCCAGCAGCUGCUGCAGAGCAGCCAGCAGGGGGCCCCAACCGCUCCCUGAGGGCCCUGAGCCGGUUCCCUGCCCUGGGAGCUCACUCCUCUCUGAUCCGCAGCUGG